GACAGAUCAUGAAGUUUCUUCUGAUCGUCUUUAUCGCCUUUCUGUACAUCUGCAGCACUUGUGUGCAAGGAAAGGUCGUCCAUGCCAUCUAUAGGACUUAUAAACUAUUACCACCACCUCGUUACAAUCCUAGGCAAUUCGUCCCUCGUGGCCCAUACAGAACUUACGACCGUAAGAAACGCUAUCGCUCCUUUUUGACCAACGCUACUGUGGUUGCCAGUAACUGGGAAGCUACAGGAAUCACGCUAUUCUUUUCCAGAAAACCAGGGAAAAACUGUACGGCCGUUCCUGCCUUUCACAAAGCAGGUUAUCGUCGCCUGUACCUCGGGGAAAUCUACAAUGUCACUGGCUACCACUUUUACAAUGCGUAUACGUUUACGGACUACUGCGCUACUCAAGAAGGUGAAUGUUUGGGCAAGGUGGAGAUACAAGAGUACGUGGACCAUAAAGGCGACUACUUUUACGACACGCGUGGAAGCUACACGAAGAACAUGGAUUCCGGUUUGAGUCAGAUGUUCUCCAUUGCGAACAUCAAACGUUAA
Molecule: messenger RNA, 542 nt
Organism: Cylicocyclus nassatus
Lineage: Eukaryota; Metazoa; Nematoda; Chromadorea; Rhabditida; Strongylidae
Source: the annotation of a GenBank genome assembly